This is a messenger RNA of Temnothorax curvispinosus, 8099 nucleotides long. RefSeq lists its product as uncharacterized. Lineage: Eukaryota; Metazoa; Arthropoda; Insecta; Hymenoptera; Formicidae. Gene Ontology annotation, cellular component: Golgi apparatus; endoplasmic reticulum. The transcript has 18 exons. Bases 836 to 8005 code for a protein of 2389 amino acids. The record is from RefSeq and is a predicted model, not a curated record.
AACAAUUCAUGGCUAGCAUUUUUUGCUCGAUUUUCGUCCGUAUCCUGUAUCUGCAGCUGUACUUUUCUAGUUCGAAAUAAAACGUGUGCACAUCUCGGGUUUUAAAGAGAACAAAAGCGCAAAAUUUGUAAACGAGAUGUAUUUAAAGAGCGAAAUAAAAGAAGACACUUUUUUUUAUCAGUCACGUGCCUUCGAUCUGCAAAUAAAGUUGUAUGACGAGUUAAAAAUAAAACGGAUGCAGGUUAGGACGGAAAAAGAGAGAGCGAGAAGGAAGGUGAAAAAAGUGCAGAGAGCGCAGUUGAAACAAGUCUGAUUACUCUCUAAAUUCCGAUGUUUUCGCGUCGUGAAGUUUAGGUUGUGCGUGUGUUUGUACGAUCGAUCGCACGCAUUGCAUUUCACGUUCUCGUUCUCGAUCGAGGAAACGUGAUCGGCGGAGGAGGUGAUCGAGGACGAGGAAGGGAACGUGCAUGGGGAGAAACGCGGUGCUGGCGGAGGCCGCGAGGAACGGAGGUUGACAGCACUGGCCGCGACCCGCGACGACACGACACGAACAUGUCGGCUGCUAAAUGCAUUUUGACAGUCGACACGCAGGUCGAUCAACAGUGAGAAAAGGAGGAUCCGUCGCCGAUCCCGAAACCGCCGCGCCGUCACGAUCGUCGCCUCGGAGGAUGUCAUGUACGUCAAUCGCGGUAACGCGAGGGAGAAUGGAAGGAAGAAGUGCCACGUAACGGCGCGGUAGCGACGCACGUUUUUCAGAGUCAACAGUCUAAAUAAUCGCGAGUUGCGACGUCAAUUUCCUGUCCGAGGAUUUAUAUCGACUCAAGGAGCGUAAAACAUGAGCUGGUUUGAUGCCACGGGAUUUGCCAAUCUGGCAAAGUCCGCUCUGAAGGGAGCGCAGAAGACCAUAGACAAGGCCUUGGACAUCAAGGAGGAGGAACCGAAGAUUCAGCCGCGUACGGAUGAGACUUCGGAUUUUUUCGCGAGCUGGGGGCUGCAGAAUGAACAGGAGGCCAACAAACGCGACGGCAAUCCGCAGAAACAGCAGCAAAACACGAGCAGUAUUUGGGGUAGCUUUACAGGCUCGUUUUUUGAGCCGCCAAAGAUCGUAGACGGGAAUGGAUGGAAAACUGUCAAGCAUUCCAAGUCUUUGCAAAGUGCCACCAGUCAGGAUGAGCAGCAACGCAGCAUGGUGUCUUCUACUUCCGCUCCCGAAAAAUUGGCGACGAAGGACGCAAAAUCCGCGAUAGCAAAGAGUGAAUCUGUACAUAAGGAAGAUGAGAGGGAGUCUAGUGCUAUCAGUGAGUCUGUAAAUACGAAUCUUAGCUUGUCUAAAGAAUCUAAUGAUAAAACUGCGUCAGAAUCUUGUGUAUUGUCAGAACAGUCGUCUUUGGACAAUGUUGUUUCUAUCAGUACCGAUAAGACUGUAACUAAAAGUGCCAGUUUAGACUUGGAACAAAUAUACUAUGCACCAACGGCGGAUAAUACCGACAGUGAUUCCACGACGAGCACCGAUGAAAAGGAAGAAGGACAAUGUGACAACGAGGCAGCAUCGGAAAGCAAUGAUAUCAAUCGUACAUCGAGUCCCACUAAUGUGUUCCAUAAAGUACCUAAUGUUUCCUCCGAGAGCGAUAAGAAGAGUCUGGAGAGCUUGGAGAUACUUGGUUCGCAAUCCGACACCGAUUGCACCACCACACCGGAGUCGGAUCUCAAUUCCGUUACUAAUUCGUUAAGUCCCUCCGUCGUCGGUAUCAAGGUGAAUUCCGAAUCGGUCGAGAUCCUGCCGGACAGUCUCGUAACGUCGCCGAGCUCCGUGGAGAUCCUGGGAGACUGGAAGAGCGACAGCAGCCCUUAUCUAUCUCCAAUAGAGCCAAAGAAUUUAGAGUCAUUGCCUGUCCUGGGCGGAGACGAAUGCACCACUCCAUGCAUAGACUGCACCGGCACGUUACACCCACCGAGUAGAGAUCAAUUCGAAACUUCGUCAUCCGACAUUUCUCCGUACGAAUCACCGAUGGAGGAAGUAAAAACGUUGAACGUCAGUCCGUAUCCUUAUAGCGUUGAUAGUACACCGUCACCGAGCGCGUUAUCCAGCUUGGACACGAAUAAAAGUUCGUCGCACGCGGCGGACAGCUCGAAAACUUCCCCCGAAAGCGUCGAGGUAAUACCAGACGUGGACGAACCGGACGAGAGCUUGGCCGAGGAUUCUUACACUUCGGCUUCCGAGGGCACGGUCAUGACGGUGCUUGAGCCGUUGCAACAAUUGGACACGGUUAAAAAUAAGAUGGAACUGACUGAUAUGAACGUGAAGAUGCCUAUAAAGAUGCACGAUUCGUAUCCGGACGAUAGGCAAACGUCGGCAAAGGUUUGCACGGAGAGCAAGUUAAACUUGAGUCUUGACUCGCUGAAGGAAAAACACAAUUUGCAUCUGACGCUCGAGCCAAUUACCACACAACCGAUUCGCAAAUUGGACCAUUUGGAAGGAGUAAAUGAGAAACCGGAGAACGUUUCUACCUUUUCUCAAUUAAUGAGUACCACUAUAGAGCCGCCGGAUCUAGAUAGUCAAAUCGAAAGCAUGGAUGAAACAAAGAUGAUCGAGAGUAGUAAUGAUCAAUAUUUAAUAUCUACCGAUUCAAGCAGGGAAGGUACCUUGAUAGAGAGCAGUUCGGAGGAUAAUGCGACGUUGAUGUGCACGAGCGAUUCCAAAGUCCUCGAGACACCUUUGACUACCAGUUCUUAUGUGAAGACCAUGCUGGCUGAUGCUAUGGUCGAAAAAAGUGAAAUAAUUGAUAUGGAAAGCCAUUGCACGGAAGUACCGCGAGAAAAUUCACCAAUAUCGUCAGAAAGCCGUUCCGAUCUGGUAAAAAUCGGGUCUGAUCAAGCCAGUGGACAUACGAGCGGAGACGAAUUAGAAACUACAACGUCGAGCGAUAUUGAGAUAAUAUCUAGUCCUAACGGUGAUUCGAGUUCAACCCAAUCGCGACAGAGUCCGGCGAAAUUACAGUUGAGCAAAGGCGGUGAUUUGCUAACGAAAACUUUAAAGACCCGAGGCCAUUCUCGAGAAUUAAGCGAAAUCAGCAUAGGUUCGGACGAAACGAAUAUGGAGAUUGAAAAGCUAUUGAAACGCGUGCAGGAGAUGACAGAGAUUUUAGAAGCGAGAGAAUCAAAGUUAAUCGACGUGAGCAGGAUAAAUAUGGAGUUACAUGAGCAAAAUGCAAAUUUAAUAAAGCAGCUUGAGAAUUUUGAAAAACACGCGGAGCAAAAUCAAAAUAUUAAUCAAAUCACGGAUGAAUAUACGCAGCGUCUGUCGGCACUGGAGAGGAAAUUUCAGCAAGCGAUAAGGGAGCGUGAUCAACUGAGGAAAAAUUUAGAUCAAUUAAAGUUAGAAGCAGCAUCGCGUUUAUCGUCGCAAGAGAUGUCGAAUAUAAACGCUGAGAAGGACGAAAUCAUAAAGGAGCUUCGUGAAGAGGGCGAGAAACUCAGCAAACAACAACUUCAACACAGCAACAUCAUAAAAAAGCUGCGCGUAAAAGAGAAAGAGACUGAUGCAACGAUAAAGAGUCAAAAAGAGCAAAUAGAGGAACAAAAUACGGAAUUGGAGAGAUUAAAACGAUCGCUGCACGCGAAGGAGGAGGUCGAGCGCAGUCAAAUAGAAGCUGUUCAUACGCUGACAGCGAAAACGAAGAAGCAAGAGAAAGAGAUACUAACGUUACAAGAAAAAUUGGAUAAUGCAGUGAAUAAGAUGGAGGCUUAUAAGAAGAGCUUGGAUGCUGCAAAAGUGGACUUAGCAGAAACGAAGAAAAAGCUGCUAACCACUGAAGAGGAAUUAAAAGAAGCCGUGGAUAACGCGGCUGAAUCGUGCCAAUUGUUUGCACAAGUGGAGGAUUUGAAAUUGAAAUACCGUCAAGCCGAGGAAGCUCACGUCAAAAGGGAAGAGUUUUUCAAGCAUGAAAACAACGAAUUACUUAAGCGAUUAGAAGCUUCAGAAGCCAGAAGUGAAGAGUUAUCCGAAUCUGUCUCGAUAGCAACAAAACCUCUGUUAAGGCAGAUAGAACAACUGCAAGCAAACUUACAACAUAAAUCCAAUAGCUUCAUGAAGCAGGAGAAGGUUUUAUCGGAGAAAAUUAUUAAAUUGCAGUCCAAAAUCGAGAAUUUAACCGAGAUGGAUCGUCUUCUGAGAGAAGAGAAUAUUAAUCUGAAAACCAAAGAAUCGCAUUUAGAAUCGAAGCUCAACUUAAAAGAGAAAGAAAGGUCGAAAUUGCAGGAAUUGCACGAUACAUUAAAAGAAGAAAAUGAGAGAUUAUUAAAGCAGAAUAAAGAACACCAAGAUGCGAUAAACACUCUCGAGCAGACACAUUCCAGUCAAGUGCAGGAAUUAAAAAGAGAGAUAAACGCGCUAGAGAAUAAGUUAGCCGUCGAAAAGGCAGCGACUGAUGCAGAAAGGAGAAGAAAUAACGCAAUAUUGGAACAGCAGCAAAAUACCGAUGAGGAAUCACGAUUUAGCCCUACUCUCAGCAUAGGACAAGAAUCUGUUAGCAGUGCAAAUAGUGCCUGGCCAGGGUUCAGCGAUUCAGUAUUUGAUAAUAACUCUGGCAGAUUUCCUCCAAUACCAUACGAAAGUAUUAUAACGGGCUCGAGUAGUACGUCGAUCUUCGAGAACUUGCAAGCGCAAUUGAAACAGAGAGACGGUGAGAUACAGCAACUUCAGUGGGAAUUGUCUCGACGAAACACAGAGAGGGAUACACUGAAUUCGGAAUUGGCGACGUUAACUUUGAAGGUCGAGGAAUUGAGUGCCAGCGUCGCGGAAGCGCAGGCACUCAACGAGAGUCUUAACGAGACGCAAACCAGAUACGACGCGUUGCUGCAAAUGUAUGGCGAAAAGGUCGAGGAGAAUCAGGAACUGCGACUGGACCUCGAGGACGUUAAGGAGAUCUCUAACAUGGGAGACUCAGCUCCGAUAAAAGGCAGACGCCUGAAAAAUCGACAGAAGAGAAGGAUGCCAGAUGUAAUAUUGCAUACCAGGAAUGUAAUGAUUCCCAUUGUGAAACCUGUGCCCUUUAAGCAGAGCUGCGACGCUACCUUAUCAGAGAACAGGACUUUUCAGCGACAGAUUCUGAGAACGCAAAACUGCAUAAAUAAUCCUGCAUUGCUGUUCUCAGAGGCACCCUUGCGUACAUUAUACGAUCCCUUGGGAAACUCACUCGAGGUAAAAAGAACUGAUCGCUGGAAAGCCAAGGAUCAAAGUGCAAAGUAUACUACUUUUGGAAAGAACGAGUCUCCAAGCAUCGAGAAAAUUAGUAUUUCGCAAAAUUUGUACCCAUCGAAGAGAUUAUCCUGCAAGGAGAGAAAUGAUACGUUACAAUUUCCCAAUACAGUGCUCGCGCAAUCCGAACCGUCCGCAGAUGAAAAGAAUUUGCACAAAGCAAGUUCAAGAUCUAUAAAAUUAUCAAGGAAGUGCGAUCUGUCGCAGAUGAAGGAAAGCCAGACGAGACACGAGGAUAUAAUUGUACUUUUGCCAAAGAUAGAAACGCCAAUCAGUAAUAUCAUGAGCAAACCGGUUGUGUCACUAUCAAGUCAAUCGUUCUACGAUAUUGCAGACACCGUCUCCACGGUGUCAACACCGUCAAGCUUCAAGAUCGAAAAUAAAAAAACGUUUGCAAAUAUUGCAAACAGGGCGAAGUCGAUAUCUAGUAAAGCGUCAAAUCAUUUGCAUCCCAGUAACAGCGAAUAUGAAAUUAAUGUUUUACAUUAUGAAAAUGAAGUUCUGCCAGGAAAUAACUUCCCACAGUUUGCACAAUCUCAUUUAAAAUCUACUAACACAAACUGGUCUUCUGUCUACAACUGCAGCAGUUUAGCCAAAAUUCAGGAUGACAAUCUUGUUGAGGAGAGAAAUGCGAUAAAGAGCCAUACGUGGGAUGAAGAUAAGACUGCGGGUAACAUCAAAUAUUCUUGGGAAAUAGAUAAUUGGAUGCCACACACAUCUUCUCAAAGAAAAGAACCUGACAACGCUGAAAUGAAAACUGCUGAGAGAAAUGGCAGAAGACCUUAUGACUGUAAAAUAAAAUAUUCCUGGCAAGUUAUUGGAACAGGCACACAGACAUCACACACCUUAUUGCAAGACUUGUUAAAUAAUAUGGAGGAUAAUAAGCCUGCGUACAAAAUGUGCAGCAUUAAAUAUUCCUGGCAAAUUAUAGGGAUUAGUACGCAAGCGUCUUUGCACGAUUAUAACGAUCCAGAUUAUUGGAGCGGCAUGUUGCUAACGCCGAGUAAGAAUUAUAACGGGAAUGAACAUGAAAUCGGCAGUAAUGAAACAGAUCACGCUAAACUGCAUGAUUAUGUGAGAUAUCCAGGAAGAUCGAGGAAAUACCUGAUAUUGAACAAUCAGCAGACCCAAACGUUUGCUGAGAAAGAAAUUCAAGCUGACCCUAAUGAUUAUAUGGAACAAAUUUUAGAAGCGCUGACCAAACAAAAACCGUCCUAUAAAUUGGAGUUGGAGCAAAUCGACAAUUAUGACGAAUUAUUGCACAAAUACGUGACAAAACCAUUAACGCCAAAUAUUUCUAGUAAGAGUUCCGAUAACGGUAAUGAAAAAACGAAGAGAGAAGAACUUCUGAUGCGAUUAAUGUAUGCAUUAAAGAAAUUAAACCAAUAUGAACGAAAUGUGGACAAAAAUCGGAGCACAAAUGUAUCACAUCCUGAUGCGGAAGAUACUUUUGCACAAAAAGGAGAAGUAUUGCCACAGAACGUGACAGACAAUAUCAAAAGCAUUGUAGAAUCUACACAGGAAUACAUAGCAAAACUGGAUUGUCAAUUGAAAGAUCUCGACAAUGCUGAUCAGCAGAUAGAAAAUAGUAUGAUGAGAACGUUAAAAGAUAUAGACGGGACGUUUCAAUCUUUGUUAGAUGACGUGUGCCACGAGAUCAAUAAGAGACGCGAACAGCUGAUACUGGAGACAGAAAUUCAUAAACACGAGAGUCUGAUACCGUUGAGGGCUUGUAGAAGGGAGCUGGAGGCACAGGUGCAAAAUGCGCAGAAUAUCAUAUCGAUGAGCGAGGAUAUUCUACGGCAUCCGCAUCGAUAUAGCGCGAAUGGAUUUGGAAAGAUAAUUUCUGCGAGUAAUGAUAUAGGCAGAAUCCCGGCGGUGCCGUAUUCAGAGGAGCUUCCGAAUAUAAAUUUCGAUCGUCCAUUGAACUCGUACAAGGAAGAGAUUAUGGAGCAGAUAUCGAAACUUGGCUGCAUCUCUCGCACGGUACCCGUUCAGAUAAUAAACAUUGAGGAGAGACCGGCGGGAUUAUACGUUAAAUGGCACGUAACUAAUCCGGAGUACUUCGCCGAAGAACAGACGUAUGUCGUGGAGAAAGCUAACGGGGAGAUUCUCGACCCGGCGUCAAGCAAGUUCGAGACGGUGUACAGAGGAUCCGAGACUUCUUGCUUUAUCAGAAAUAUACCUGUUGAUCGACAAGUUACGCUCAGAGUUAGAAUACAAGCGGACAACGUCGCAAGGAGCGUACAUCACGUCACACGGACUUUUAUACCGCCUUAUAGCUGGGAACUUGAUAACAAGGAUUACGUGAUCACUAAUAACGAUAAAGUUGCUGCAAAAGUUACGGAUACCAUAAGUACGUUGUUCUCGCAAGGUCCUCAAUUCGAUGCGAAUUACAUAAUUGAAUUCAAGUUUUUAGAAGUUUCACCAGAAGGAAACGAUGACGAGGGCAUUGCGUUAGUCUACGACCCGCAAGGUAGUCACGACACCUUGAAAAGAGCAGCCUCGCUGAUGAUCACGCCGCAAGGCAAAAUCUUCAUGGACGGUGACGAGAAACUGAUGCGCCUGCCGAGGAUGCGUCUCGGUGCGGUCAUCAUGAUCUCUGCCCUCCGGAAAAAUGCUCACGUGUUGCGAGUGAACAUCGAGUCUGAAAACAAAUGCGUCACGUACGACUGGCGGGUGCAAACGCCGCUCUAUCUUGCCGCUAGAUUUGCCGGGCGUGAAAAGUGGCGCCUGACGAUCGAGUAAAGAUGCGAGAUACGUGCAAAUUAAAUUUUUUUUUUAUUACAAAACGAGAUGCACAAUGUAAUUUUGCGGCAAUAAAGAGUAUAAGUGCCUUACA